Rhopilema esculentum is the source of this 773-nucleotide messenger RNA. RefSeq lists its product as uncharacterized. NCBI's taxonomy places the organism in Eukaryota, Metazoa, Cnidaria, Scyphozoa, Rhizostomeae, Rhizostomatidae. The record is from RefSeq and is a predicted model, not a curated record.
AUUAAUUUUGGGAUCCAUUGCGGAGGCGCAUUGAGUCGGUCUCUCUUCCCGGCGGAAUUAGAAAUGGCGGCCGUGCGAGCUUGUCAGCUCUUGAGAUGUAGAUUAGGAAGUAGCCUCUUCCAGGCUUCAAAGACAUUAAAGUAUUCGGGUAAUGUAAGGUGGUCAUGCUGUUCCAGUCUGGUCAAGACAUGCAGUAGAAGAAUAUCAACAUCAUCACUUAUUCUUGCUAGUGAUCACACAGAAGAGGAAGUUAAAGAACCAUCAACAUGGUUUUCAAAUCUUCUUGGUUACACUGAAGAUGAGAGUCAAAAACAGGUGAUAGAUCCUGAAGAAGUGAAAGAAAGAGAAGCUCUUUUUGGAGAGAUUGCUGAUAUGUAUUUUGCAAAACCAAGGCAGUAUCCAGACAUAAAAUUUAUUGAAAAAGUAGUCGAUUUUCUCAUAAAACACAAUGAUGACCAUGGAGUCAAAACUGUUUGGGUUAUUAUGCAAGACAUGAAAUUAGAACCCCCAGAAGAACUGAUUGUUAAAAUGGAAAGCUUUUUAGCCAAAGCUAGAGAAGAAGCUUGGUUCAAGUAAGAUCCACAUCAAGGAAACAGGAGAGAGACAAAUUCUGUGCUAGUCAAAAUCAUCCAGUCAAAUGCAUUGUUUAUCUGAAAUUCAUUUGGUAACUAAAUUUCCUCAUUGUGUGUGUAAGAUUGCUUAGGACCCUGUCACAAAUUGUAUGUUCAUAGCUUAUGUUAAUUCCAGUGAAUUUAUUCCAAAAAUAAUUUUCA